CGUGACCGCCGAUUCAACCUUUCCCCGCGAUUUUGCCCGUCUCCACCCAACAUCCAAGACCGAUCAGGGGUUCCCGACUUGCUCUCUGAACGUCUGCAAUGGCCCAGCUAUUAACGCCUCGACAGGCUGAGGAGCUACACCGAGCCCUCAUUGCCUAUCUGACCUCCAACAACCUGACCAGUACCGCUGCCGCUCUCAGAGCCGAACUCGGUCUUGGGGAAGAUGUCUUCGAUGCCGCUACAGCAAAGAAGUAUGAAGGCCUCUUGGAGAAGAAGUGGACCAGCGUUGUCCGGUUACAGAAGAAGAUAAUGGAUCUGGAAGCCCGCAAUGCUGCCCUGCAGUCAGAACUCGACAACUCGACUCCGACAUCACGGCAGAAUAAAGACCCAGUCAACUGGUUGCCGAAAUCCCCUGCGCGGCACACGCUGCAAUCACACCGCAGCCCCAUCACAUGCGUCGCCUUCCACCCGGUCUUCUCCUCGCUAGCUUCGGGCUCCGAGGACCAGACCAUCAAGAUAUGGGACUGGGAACUUGGAGAGCUAGAACGGACAAUCAAAGGCCAUACCAAAGCUGUAUUGGAUGUUGAUUUUGGUGGCCCGCGAGGGAACACACUCCUCGCCUCAUGCAGUUCGGAUCUCACCAUCAAACUCUGGGACCCGUCAGACGACUAUAAAAAUAUCCGGACAUUGCCCGGUCAUGAUCACAGCGUCAGUGCCGUUCGGUUCAUCCCCUCCGGCGUCGCGGGCGGCGCUGGGAAUCUCUUGGUUAGUGCUAGCCGAGAUAAGACGCUCAGGAUAUGGGAUGUGAGCACGGGCUAUUGCGUCAAGACAUUGCGAGGACACGCUGAGUGGGUGCGCGAUGUUUGUCCCUCGAUCGACGGCAGGUUCAUCCUUUCAACAAGCGAUGACUAUACAAGCCGACUGUGGGAUGUAUCGAUAGCAAACCCAGAGCCAAAGACAACGCUCAUCGGCCACGAGCACGUGGUGCUCUGCUGCGCAAUCGCGCCUGCCGCUUCCUAUCCUCACCUGGCGGCUAUCGCCGGAGUCAAGAAACCACCCGCCACCAGCGCGGUCGAGUUUAUGGCGACUGGGUCAAGGGACAAGACCAUCCGGCUCUGGGACGCUCGGGGCACAUGCAUCAAGAUUCUAGUCGGACACGACAACUGGGUGCGGGGCCUCGUCUUCCACCCAGGCGGCAAAUAUCUCCUCUCGGUCUCUGACGACUACACGCUGAGAUGCUGGGACCUUACACAAGAAGGGAGAUGUGUCAAGACGAUAUCGGACGCUCACGGUCACUUUGUGCAGUGCAUCCGGUGGGCCCCUUCCGUCGUCAAGGAUGUCCCCGUGGUUAACGGUGGGGAUGGGCAAGGUGCCGAGACAAAUGGCACGCCGAAGAAGUCAUCGGGGGCCGUCGAGGCCCAGCAAAUCCGCUGCGUUAUCGCGACCGGGAGCGUCGACCUCAACGUAAGGAUCUUUGCCAAUUGAAAGGACCGAUGAGCGUUCAGUGCAGCCACACGUGUAUGGGCAAGCCUGUCCGUGAUCAUCUCGGAAGUUAUCAGCGCGACCCGGGCGGGAGUGGAGAGAAACCAAAAAGAGGGGUGUCACACGAAGGCCGGACCUCAAAGAAGGGACUCCUGGGGAAGGUCAGUUGCGGAAUGGACCGAACGACUACUUUCCUCACCUAGUGUGCAGGGCCACGAGAGCGCCGCCUUUUCCGCAGGUAUCGACAUUGGUAUCUUCGAUUUCCGGGUCCGUCACUGUAUCCUGCUCCUUGGUUGAGCGAUUAGGAUCUCCCUUACCUAAGAUACCAAAGCUAUAGAUAGAUACCCCUAUGUUGAGCGAUUUAAUCCUUGGCGUCGACCUGGCCUACUCUUCAACGCGACGUCGAGCUCCAUGUCCGCAUUGUCAUUCAUGUUAACGAAGAAUCUCUGCUUCUCUUUGGGUGCCGCAAACUCGAAUUCCAGGUCUCAACAUCCAUAAGCUGACAAUGCCGGCUCGCUUUCCUCCCUGGUUCAACGGAUAACACCUCGAGGCCCUCCCAAAUGAAAUUCAUCGGAGAGGAAGAACAUGCUUCCGUUAGCGGGUAUGAUGGACGGCCAAUGACGGAAUUGCCGGAUCGCCACGAGGUCCCAAGCAACGAGUUGUAGCAGCAAGAGGUGUCUGACCGAGCUCACGACGACUGGUAAUGCUCGCUUCCAGCACCAGUUAGUACACUUCCUCGGCACAAUACCGACCAAGCCGCACGGUCAGCAUGUCGAGUCAGGGGAGUCAAACUGCCUUCGUCCCGGGACGUCUGAUCUCCCACUUCAGUGGCAGGUAAGCCAUAAACCUCUUUGCUUUCCCACCCAUGCGACGGCUAUCACCGCCCCAGGUCACGGCUUACAUUUUGCA
Molecule: messenger RNA, 2390 nt
Organism: Thermothelomyces thermophilus ATCC 42464
Lineage: Eukaryota; Fungi; Ascomycota; Sordariomycetes; Sordariales; Chaetomiaceae
Exons: 3
Coding region: 99-1484 (461 amino acids)
Biological process (GO): microtubule organizing center organization; establishment of mitotic spindle orientation; vesicle transport along microtubule
Cellular component (GO): nuclear envelope; kinetochore; cytoplasmic microtubule
Molecular function (GO): dynein complex binding; microtubule plus-end binding
Source: RefSeq, a predicted model, not a curated record